AUGUUUAUCAACAGUGCCGCUUCCAGGCAAAUGAUCCGUGUGCAGAUAAGGUCGCUUCGCGGAGAAACAAUGGACGUGGAAGUUCCCAGGGAGUGUACUGUGGGUCAGUUGCGUGAAUUUCUCAUUGGAUAUUACGGCUACCCGCCGGCGACGUCUCUUGUCUACGGCAGUUAUGUCGUUGGGGAUGAGUGUCUUGUGGAGGAGUUUCCGUUUGGGUCGCUUGUUCUUGUAACGUCUUUGGAUGGGGCUCAGAGGGGUUACCCGGCACAGCAGCAGCAAAUCGUGGCACCGCAGCAACGUGGUCAACAUUUUUACAACCAACAGCGCCAACAACAACAACGUUCUCAAAAUCAAGGACACGGAAAACUGCAACAGCCACAACGGGAGCCUUUUAACCCCUUUUUUCCAGUCGGAGACAAACAACAAAAACAACAACAACAACAAGAAGAUCGAUCUGUCUUUGAUUCUCGUGAGCCAAAGAAAGAAUCGGCGGCUUCAGUGUCCAAACAUUUCCACAGUCGAACAGAUUCGAAUUCCAUGGCUUCCGGCGGAACUACAACACCACGCAUAGGCAACGACAACAAACAGCCUGGCUGCCAUGGUGAAAAAUUGAGAUCGUUUUCGUGUCAGUCUUCGCCUCCUCCUCCUCAAAGAAGCCCACACGACACUGUACCCAGUGGAAAGACCAGCCCUUCUAAAUUUGUGAGGAAUGCUUUCCCUUCAACUGUUCCAGUGGAAAGCGGAGAUGGCAAGGGCUCACUGGACAGGACGCCUCGCAAGAAUUCACAAAGUACACCUUCGAUAGAUGCGUCGAGGACUCCUCGGGAUACCAAUAUUGAGGUGACUAGAGGGGUAUCAGAAGAAGCGGGUGACACGGCAUCUGUGGCGUCGCGGAUAUCGGUAAAAUGUAUGGUUCCUGCGCUUAAGAAGAGCAUUAACCUAGAGCUGCCUGGUGAUGCCACGCUGGGUGACCUGUUGUUGGAGGUUGUAUCGCAAGAACCACGUCUUGCUGGAUCCAAAGUAGUUUUUCGUGGGAAACUGCUGAGUGGGUCAGACGCGAAGCUCAACGCGUAUGGGAUCUACGCUGAUGCACUUCCCUCGUCAUUGAGCCUGACAAAUCCCGACGCGUCAGGUGUGUACACUCUUUUCUUUGCAUCAGGUGAAUACAGCGAACCCCAGAAAGUUAUGCUUCUGGAGAUUGAGGCAGACACGGCAUGUAUAGAGUCCAUUAUUAAGGAUGGAGAAUUAACAAUUCAGCAGCGUCGUGGUUACUACGAGGAGCUGAUGCGCAUUCUUUUUAGAACGGACAAUCUGCAGGAACUUGAGGGCGAGUGGCGUUCCAGGCGAAAGGAUGCCGUAAUGCGGGCGACACGGAUUCAGGACGUACUUAAUGUAGACGUCAAUUCUUAG
Molecule: messenger RNA, 1410 nt
Organism: Trypanosoma cruzi
Lineage: Eukaryota; Euglenozoa; Kinetoplastea; Trypanosomatida; Trypanosomatidae
Exons: 1
Coding region: 1-1410 (469 amino acids)
Source: RefSeq, a predicted model, not a curated record